GCUCGUGCUCGCGGGGACUGCCACGUUCCGCGCGGCCCCCAGCCCGCGUCGGUCGCACUCGGGUCUCACAGCUGCCCAUGGCUGACCUGAGCUUCAUCGAGGAUGCAGUCGCCUUCCCCGAGAAGGAGGAAGACGAGGAGGAGGAAGAGGAGGGCGUGGAGUGGGGUUACGAGGAAGGUGUUGAGUGGGGCUUGGUGUUUCCCGAUGCUAACGGGGAAUACCAGUCUCCUAUCAACUUAAACUCCAGAGAAGCCAGGUACGAUCCCACGCUGCUGGAUGUCCGCCUGUCUCCAAAUUACGUGGUCUGCCGAGACUGUGAAGUCACCAACGACGGGCACACCAUUCAAGUUAUCCUGAAGUCAAAAUCAGUUCUGUCAGGAGGACCGUUGCCUCAGGGACAUGAGUUUGAACUGUAUGAAGUCAGAUUUCACUGGGGAAGAGAAAACCAGCGUGGUUCUGAGCACACAGUUAAUUUCAAAGCUUUUCCCAUGGAGCUCCAUCUGAUCCACUGGAAUUCCACGCUGUUCGGCAGCAUCGACGAGGCGGUUGGGAAGCCCCACGGCAUCGCCAUCAUCGCCCUGUUUGUUCAGAUAGGGAAGGAACACGUUGGCUUGAAGGCUGUGACUGAGAUACUCCAGGACAUCCAGUACAAGGGAAAAUCCAAAACAAUACCUUGCUUCAAUCCCAACACUUUAUUACCAGACCCUCUUCUGCGGGAUUACUGGGUCUACGAAGGCUCUCUUACCAUCCCGCCUUGCAGCGAAGGUGUUACCUGGAUAUUAUUCCGAUACCCUUUAACUAUAUCCCAGAUGCAGAUAGAGGAGUUCCGAAGGCUGAGGACACACGUGAAGGGGGCAGAACUUGUAGAAGGCUGCGAUGGGAUCCUGGGGGACAAUUUCCGACCUACCCAGCCCCUGAGUGACAGAGUCAUUCGAGCUGCAUUUCAGUAGCCAGAGAGGCUGCGGUCAAGCCCGUCUGCAUCGGGGAGGAAGACAGUGGUCCCAUGGAGCCUUUGGAUGAGGAGUGGAGACUCCUGAGUGGCAGCUUCGUUUUAACCCUCCAGCCUGCAUCGUCUUCAGCUGCUCCAGCUUUGAUGGACAUCUGUGACCAUUGUCUGCCUACACGCUGUUAUGAACUAGUAGAAGUGGCUAUUCAAUGUCAAGAAACUCAGUGUGUGUGCGCACACGCCACAGCUUCUGGUAUUCAGACUUUUGCACAUGCUGCUUCUUGCUUAUGUGUAGAAAGAAUGAACGUAGUUUGCAGACCUAUUAAUAUGACUGUGCCAUAUAUCGAUAUGAAACAGAAGAAACCCUCCACAUUUCCAGAGCCAAGUUGUUCAUUUCCUGUCUGUAUUAAAAAACAUGCCCAUCCCCAACCUAGUGUCAUUCGUGAAAAUAAAAUAAAAGUUUUGGUCUACAACAGCCUAGAACUUCAAAAAUAUAACAUGAAGGAGUCG
Messenger RNA from Microtus ochrogaster (prairie vole), 1456 nucleotides. It is a transcript of the gene Ca8, whose product is annotated as carbonic anhydrase 8 (inactive). The record is from RefSeq and is a predicted model, not a curated record. Gene Ontology annotation, molecular function: carbonate dehydratase activity; zinc ion binding. Lineage: Eukaryota; Metazoa; Chordata; Mammalia; Rodentia; Cricetidae.